Ectocarpus sp. CCAP 1310/34 is the source of this 298-nucleotide messenger RNA. The record is from the annotation of a GenBank genome assembly. Lineage: Eukaryota; Phaeophyceae; Ectocarpales; Ectocarpaceae.
AUGCGUUACACACACCUGGACACAGGUCCAAUAGAGACCCUCCCAAAAACAAAAUCGAGGUCCGCGCCGUUCGGCAGCAGGAGGCGCGCUGCGCGAAAGCUGAAUCAACACAAAACGAAGUUUGAAGAGAGGACGGGGCAGCCGUAUGGUUGCCACGCCAGCAGAAGAUAACACGCGGCGCGCUAUCGAACGCGGCAGCCUCACCGUCGUACAGAGCACGCUGGAGGAAACGAAGGAGGAGUUGGUCAAAAGUAACAAAAUUGUGGAAGAGAGCCAGGCUCAACCUCGCUGCCGCCGC